AGUUUUUUUUACGAUCGUAGUAAAACUGGUAUGUUAAUUUUUAUCGAAAGAAUUCUUGAUUUAUAUAAAGUUAUUUACAUCUUGUGCUGUAAAUCUUUAGAGUGUUAAAAUGGGCGACGGACAAAGCGAAAGUCAACCACUUCUAAAUGAUGGCUUUUUCACAGAAGAGGAGAAUGUCAGCACAAUCUCACCAAUUGGGCCUGACGAGCUCCCUCCGCCGUAUAAACAAGAAGGGCUGCCGAUGGUAACAUGUCGAGUUUGUCAAGCUAUGAUAGAUAUUUCUGGGAAAAGAGAACAACAUGUUGUAAAAUGUUCUGAUUGCAAUGAAGCAACGCCUAUAAGAAAUGCACCACCAGGAAAAAAGUAUGUCCGCUGUCCUUGCAAUUGCUUGCUGAUCUGCAAGUCAUCAUCGCAGCGUAUUGCAUGCCCACGAGCUGAUUGCAAGAGGAUCAUCAAUCUUGCUCCGUCGCCUGUGACACCUCCUGUGCCCACUUUACCUGGGAUGUGCAGGGUCAUCUGCGCACAUUGUCAAGACACUUUCCUAUAUCAAACUAUGAAAGACUCACCAGUGCGGUGCCCUCACUGCCGGAAAGUAUCUUCGGUGGGUCAGAGCGUGGCCCGAAAGCGAGGCAUUAGAUUCGCGGUGCUGUCUCUGAUGUCCUUCGCCAUCGCGCUGGGGGUGACGCUCGGCACGCUGUCGGCGGCCAAGACGCACGGAGGCGGCGUGUACGUGGCGUACGUCGGGGCGUUCUUAGUCGCCUUCAUUCUAUUCAGCCGGGCCAUAUAUUAUUUCGCUAUGAAAGUGAGUAAAAUCGAAGGCCCGAUGUAGAUCAUCAACGGAACGGCUUUGGUUCAUGUGAUAGUAUGACUAGGAAAUAUCUCGAUUCCAUAUUGCAUUAUGUAUACAUAUAUUUUAUAGGAUUUGUUAGAUAAAAGUGUAACCAUUUAUAUUGAUAAAGUGGACUGUGGUAUUUUGUUUCGAAUUGAUUUUAUGACAAUUACGUAGGUUUGUAUACUUUAAUCGCUAUAGAUAUUUGCUUGGAGUUAUAAAUAUAAUUUUAACGCUUUGACUGUUACCGAAGUAAAUUAUUUGGUAACCUAACAGUAGUUAGUAUGCAUUCCGACAUUAAAACUAUGUUAAAGUAAAAUCUACAUGGGCGAUGUAGAAAACGAUAGUACUUGAUAUUGUAAAGAAUAUUUGUUUUUGCUAAAGUGUGCAGAUUAAAAAUAUUUGCUACGGAAAUUUGUAUGCGGUAUAAAAUAAGCUCUGUAAUCUCAGAUAAUUGGUAUUUUACAACUAGAUAAUGCUUACGUACACGUUUCUAUAAUUUGUAGAUUUAUUUAUCGACUUUGAAAUUAUUUAAAUGAAACUUGUAAAUUGAGAUAAGUGUAAAGUACAUCUUUUAAAAAUACCUUUAAGGUUUGUACACACGAGAACGUACAUAGAUUCGGUAUUGAAUUCAAUGAAUGCGUCGACAAGAUUAAAACGUGUCUUAUAGUCAGCGAGAUACGUUUCUAAUUUGUAAGAAGUAUUAACAAAAUAAAAAAAGUUGUCAGAGAAUAUCUGAAAAUAACUUCCUUUACAUAUAAUUCUGGUUCACAAUAAAUAAUAUAUUGUUAGUUCUCUUAAGAUUAAU
Messenger RNA from Vanessa atalanta (red admiral), 1637 nucleotides. RefSeq names its product type 1 phosphatidylinositol 4,5-bisphosphate 4-phosphatase. Gene Ontology annotation, biological process: phosphatidylinositol dephosphorylation. The coding region runs from base 110 to 829 and encodes 239 amino acids. The record is from RefSeq and is a predicted model, not a curated record. NCBI's taxonomy places the organism in Eukaryota, Metazoa, Arthropoda, Insecta, Lepidoptera, Nymphalidae. The transcript is spliced from 4 exons. Gene Ontology annotation, cellular component: lysosomal membrane; phagocytic vesicle membrane; plasma membrane. Gene Ontology annotation, molecular function: phosphatidylinositol-4,5-bisphosphate 4-phosphatase activity.